Molecule: messenger RNA, 5353 nt
Organism: Suncus etruscus (white-toothed pygmy shrew)
Lineage: Eukaryota; Metazoa; Chordata; Mammalia; Eulipotyphla; Soricidae
Gene: CRYBG1
Product: crystallin beta-gamma domain containing 1
Exons: 20
Coding region: 154-5220 (1688 amino acids)
Biological process (GO): lens development in camera-type eye; visual perception
Molecular function (GO): structural constituent of eye lens
Source: RefSeq, a predicted model, not a curated record
GGGGCCCGCGGGGGCGAGUGCGCGCCCGGGGAGCGCAGCCACUCCUCCAAGGUCUUCAAGUUGGACAUCUACUUGCGGAAGACCGAGGGCACAUCGGGGGACCAGCCGGGGGACGCGACUGCCGAGCCGGGCGAGGGCAGCGAUCCCGAGGACAUGGAGAAGAGAUCGAGCGGUCGCCGGUCCGGCAGGCGCCGGAAAUCCCAGAAAUCCAGCGACUCCUCCGGAGCGGACGCGGACGUAGCUCCGCCCGACUGCGCGGCCCGGGACGACCCGGGGGUGUUCGACGACCCAGGGACACCGCCGAUCGCGGCCCCCGAACCGGUGCUUUUGGCGGAAAAGAAGGGGAAAUCUGCGCGCGCGGAAACCGUCUCGGCGGCGAGCCCCGAACCCUGCAAGCCGGGCCCCCACCCCAAAGCGCAGCAGCCGCUCCGAGGGGAGGCGGACCGGAGCAGAACGACGCCGCAGUCGCCCGCCACGUUCCCCACCAAGCGGAAGGGCCGGAGCCGCGUGCCCGAGGCGGUGCCCCCUUCUCCCGUCGGUGGCCCGCGGGCGCCCGCCAAGGAAUCCACACCCAAGAAGGCGCCCGCCGCCUUGGAGCCCGGCCCGGCCCUCGCCAAGGGGGCCGCGGCGGACAGCGGGGACGAGAGCGCACGGGUCAUCCCGCGCGAGCUCACGGUCAAGAGCAGCUCGCUGCUGCCCGAGUUCAAACCCGAGCACCGGCGGGGCUCGCUGCCCCACCAUCUCGACGGGAGUCGAAGCAAAGACCUGGGCAGGUCGUCCGGGGGAGCCGAGGCCUCCGACUCCUCCUCCUUGAAGCACAGGAACCAUUUCGGCGCCGGCAGGUCCACGGUGACCACCAAAGUGACCCUUCCUGCCAAGCCAAAAAAUGUGGAACUCAAUCUGAAAACACCUAAGAAUCUUGACAAUCUGGGCAGUGAGCACAAUCCAUUUAGCCAGCCAGUUCAUAAAGGAAAUACUGCCACUAAAAUUUCCUUAUUUGAAAACAAACGUGUCAACGGGAGCCCCAAGCACACUGAGACCCGGGCUCUGCGCAAUGUGCCCCCUUCCAGUAAAACAUUUGUCGGGAGAGCCAAACUGAAUUUAGCCAAAAAAGCCAAGGAAAUGGAGCAAUCUGAAAAGAAAGUCACACCAAACAGCCACCAAAAUGGGGUUCCGGGUAAGGAAGCUGCUGCCGAGGCCAAAGCCAUGCUUUCCAAACAGACAUCUGUAGCUGUGACCACGGACCAGCCUGGGGGUGGCCUACUGCACCCACCUAAAGAAGAGACACCCUCAGACUCCAGCUGCCCUCCUGAGCCAGGGACAAUUGCUCAAGUAAAGGUCCAGGACCAGGUAUUUGCAGGAGAGGUUGCUUCAGAAGCUGCUGACUGUAACACACAUGUAGAAGACCUCACUGGGAUGGCCCACAAUGGCCCCGUGGAGCUCAGUGCCCAUAUCACAGCACCAGUAGCCAUACUGAAGCCACAGGAUCUGGGCUCUGACUCAGUUCCAUCUCCUGAGUCAUCUGUAGGGCCUUCUCUGUCUCUGUCUGCACCACAUCAUGUGGAUGGCCCCCAGGACACUUGUGUUCCAGUACCUGGCAGCAAUGUUCCAGACUCAAUUCUAAAAGCAUCAGAGUGUUCUGGGGAGGAGACCCCCAACAGACUACCUGGAGAAGAGACCAGCGAGUCCAAGAUGCUAGUCCAGGUCCGGUCUUUUGUGCUGCCGGUGGAGAGCCCCCAGGAGGUGAACACUCACAUCAUCACUGACAGCUCUGAAGUUAGGGAAGGACAGCUACCCAGUUGUCACAAUAAUGAACUGGAGGUGGUUUCCGUUGCCAGUUGUGUGCCCCAGAAAGAGGAAGUGGGUAAUCAGAACUCCCUCCCAGAAGGCAUCUCCUGCAGAGAGGAGACUAGGGCAAGAUCUGGCCCACAAGUCAUGCAGGAGAAGGCAUCAGAGAAAACCCUGCCUCCCCAGGCUCAAAGUCAGGGCCAUUCAGUAACCCCAACAGCCAAAUCUGUCUCCUGCGGAAGCAAUAAUUUGGAAACGCCUCUAAAAUCAGCUCAAAAUGGGGUGAAUGGCCAGGACACCUCUGCCAGUGUUUUGAACAUUUCUGCUGGGAGUGAUGACAGUGUAUUGGAUUCUUCUUCAGACAUGGAAAAGUUCACGGAAAUUAUCAAAAAGAUGGACAGUGCAGCCUGUGUGCCCCAGAAAAAAAAGAAGACCAGGGUGCCCAACUCCCCAAUUCCCCCCUUUGCCAUGCCUCCUAUUCAUGAGGACAACUUAGAGAAAGUAUUUGAUCCCAGUGUGUUCACCUUUGGCUUGGGGAAGAAGAAGGAAAGCCAACCAGAAAUGUCACCGACUUUCCAGCUGAUGCAGAACCUGGACACAAAUUCCAAACUGAGGCCCAAACGUAUGUCUACUGAACAGAAUGCCCUCUUCAAGUCCUUGCACACUCAUAGCAAUGGGAAAGAUGAGCCCCUGAGCCCUCCAGACAUCAAUGACAAAGAAAACAGGGAUGUCCUUAAUGGUGGUGUGAAGAGAUCGAGGCUAGAAAAGAGUGCCCUUUUCUCAAGCUUGUUAUCAUCUUUACCUCAAGACAGAAUCUUUUCUCCCUCAGUGACGUCAGUCAAUACGAUGACUACAACUUUCUGCACUUCUCAGAACACUUCUCUUUCUCGGUCUUCUGUGUCACAGCCUGUGGCUGAGGGCACUCCACCCUGCGGCUCAGACAAACAGCCGAAUCUUCCACCCUGCAGCAGCUCCCUGAAGGUCUUUAAUUUUGACUCUUCAAAUGCUUCUCAUUCAGGCCUGAAAAAUCCAAUCUACAUGGAAAAAUACCUGCAGAAAGAAGAAACCAAGAAAGAGCUGGAUGCAAGAAACAACCUACACUUGCCAGAGACGAAGUUUUUGAAACUGAAGAACAGCGAUGAGACAGAUAAAACAAAUCAGGUUGAAGGGGUUUUGAAGUCUAACUUGCCAAACUAUGCAAAUAGUGACACAGACUUCGUUGGCCUUUAUAAAUCCAGCCGGUUUGAGCCAAGUCUUUCUUUUUCUGCGAUGUCACUCUCAGAUCCCACAACACUUAGAGGAAAUGGCCAAAAUAAAAUCAAUCCUCGGCCUGGAAAGAUAGUGAUAUUUCAGGAACCUGACGUCUCUGAAGAGUGUAUUGAAGUUUUUGGUGAUAUUCAGGAUUGCAGCUCUUGGAACCUUUCUCCCGUGAUCCUCAUAAAGGUUGUUAGAGGAUGUUGGAUUUUGUACGAGAAACCAAAUUUUGAAGGACACUCCAUCCCUUUAGAAGAAGGAGAAUUGGAGCUUUCUGGUCUCUGGGGUAUAGAAGAUAUUUUGGAAAAAAAUGAAGAGACAGAGUCUGCAAAGCCUGUGGUGAUUGGCUCAAUCAGACACGUGGUCCAGGAUUACAGAGUUAGUCAAAUUGAUUUAUUUACUGAACCAGAAGGGCUGGGAAUCCUUAAUUCCUACUUUGAUGAUGCUGAAGAAAUUCAGGGAUUUGGUGUAAUGCAGAAGACUUGUUCCAUUAAAGUACAUUGGGGCACGUGGUUGAUUUAUGAAGGACCUGGGUAUCAAGGUGUCCCUUUUAUUCUGGAACCUGGUGAAUACCCUGACUUAUCUUUCUGGGACACAGAUGAAGCAUACAUCGGAUCCAUGCGACCUCUGAAAAUGGGUGGACGUAAAGUUGAGUUUCCUACAGAUCCAAAGGUCAUUAUUUAUGAAAAGCCUUUUUUUGAAGGAAAAUGUGUGGAACUAGAAACAGAAAUGUGCAGUUUUAAAGAUGGAGAAGAAACAGAAGGAGUGAAUGAAGAUGGUCAUUUGCCUUUCACAGCAGUUGGCUCUAUGAAAGUUUUGCGAGGCAUUUGGGUUGCUUAUGAGAAGCCUGGAUUUGCAGGUCAUCAGUAUUUGCUUGAAGAAGGAGAGUACAAGGACUGGAAGGACUGGGGAGGUUACAGUGAAGAACUUCAGUCCUUACGCCCUAUAUUAGGUGAUUUUUCGAAUGCUCACAUGAUAAUGUACAGUGAAAAAAACUUUGGAUCCAAAGGUUCCAGUAUCGAUGUAUUAGGAAUCGUUGCUAAUUUAAAGGAAACCGGAUAUGGUGUAAAAACACAGUCUAUUAAUGUCCUGAGUGGAGUGUGGGUGGCCUAUGAGAAUCCUGAUUUCACAGGAGAACAGUAUGUACUGGAUAAAGGCUUUUAUACCAGUUUUGAAGAUUGGGGAGGCAAAAAUUGCAAGAUUUCUUCUGUUCAACCUAUUUGUUUGGAUUCCUUCUCUGGCCCCAGGAGGCGAAAUCAGAUACAUUUGUUUUCAGAACCACAGUUCCAAGGCUCCAGUCAAAGUUUUGAAGAAACAACAAGUCAGAUUGGUGAUUCAUUUUGUGCCAACUCUUGCAGAGUUUUAGGAGGAAGCUGGGUUGCAUAUGAUGGCGAGAAUUUCACUGGGAACCAGUAUGUGCUGGAAGAAGGACACUACCCUUCUCUCUCUGCUAUGGGAUGCCUUUCAGGUGCAACUUUCAAGUCUCUCCGGUUCAUAGAUGCUGAAUUCUCUGAACCGACAAUUAUUCUUUUUGAAAGAGAAAAUUUUAAAGGAAAAAAGAUUGAGCUUAAUGCAGAAACAGUUAAUCUUCAGUCCCUAGGAUUUAACACACAGAUCCGGUCUGUUCAGGUGAUUGGAGGCAUAUGGGUCACUUAUGAAUAUAGUAAUUACCGAGGUCGACAGUUCUUGUUGUCACCAGCAGAAGUUCCUAACUGGUAUGAAUUCAGCGGAUGCCGCCAAAUAGGGUCUCUCCGCCCUUUUAUUCAGAAGCGAAUUUAUUUCAGGCUUCGAAACAAAGCCACAGGGUUGUUCAUGUCAACCAAUGGAAACUUAGAGGAUCUGAAGCUUCUCCGGAUACAGGUCACGGAGGAUGUAGGAGCUGAUGAUCAGAUAUGGAUUUAUCAAGAAGGAUGCAUCAAAUGCAGGAUAGCAGAAGACUGCUGCCUGACCAUUGUGGGGAGCCUCGUCACUUCCGGCUCAAAACUGGGCCUGGCCCUUGAUCAGAACGCUGACAGUCAAUUUUGGAAUAUGAAGUCAGAUGGCAGAAUCUAUAGCAAGAUGAAACCCAAUUUAGUUUUGGAUAUUAAAGGGGGUACACAGUAUGAUCAGAGUCACAUCAUCCUCAACACAGUUAACCAAGAAAAGAUAACUCAAGUGUGGGAAGCCAUGGUUCUAUAAACCUGAAAAAGGACUCAGUAGGAAUAUUUCUGGCAGUCCUUCCAGCCAGCUUAUUUAACAUGAAAAGGACUGCUGAUGCAAGAAUUCAGGGGAUAUGACUACCUGCUUCAACAGCUCUGGACUCCCUUGGGGA